AUGUUUUCAUAAUCUCAAACUGUAUGAUCUAACAUUGUUUUUCGCUUCAAUUUGAACAAUAUGCUUACUGGCUAAUUGUACCAAAUUGGUUUUUAAUUGUUAAUUAAUUUAUUGUUUUAAUUGUCAAUUUACAGGAGAAUGCACACCAUGCCAUUGUGACAUUGUGUGACAUUGUCUCGGGUACAUACGACAAUAAACGUGAAUUGAGCUGAAUUGAAAGCCAUCACACACACCAUGCCCACUUGUGUGUCUUCAUGCCAAUUAACUCUUGUGUGUUCAUGUUCCUGUGCGCGGCCAGGGGCUCCGCAGCUAGCCCUGAGCUAGCCUCUAAUUGAUAACAAAAUCAUCGUCUUCUCGCCAGUCGAGAGGAUGCAUCGUGAGCCCGAUAAAUGAUUCGAAACGGAGCCGUUAAGGGUUGAUACGGGACAGUUUAAUGACCCUACAUUUUCGGCCCCCGGCUCCUGGAACCCCAGCGCUUCAACAAGGCGAGCAUCAGAGCUCCGUCUGCGGAUGUAAAGAGGAGACGAGACCCUCCGGUUAAUUUAUUUUUGGGGAGCAGCUAACCUUCGUCAUAUUGAACCAUGAUUUCCCCUUAGGAUUGGCAGAAAGCUCCAGGUCUGCUACAGAACCAGACAGGUUUCAUGCCUCUUAUGGAGAAGAUGUAACUCAAGGAUAAAGUGAAAGCUGUGGAUUUCCUCCCACCCCCCAUCUUUCCCAACAUCUGCUUUUCUUCAGUGGAUUCCAGUUUAAGCCUUCAAGUCUCGGUCACAGCUCCUUCGCCGAGCUAAGAGAUGGACUGGUCCACUCCAGCUGCCAAACUGAAUCCGUACUCGCGAGCCCGCAUGACGGAGGCCUGGCAGCAGCACGCCGUCGCUCCGCCUCCGGUUGUCCACACCAUCCCAGCGGGAGCUGAAAACGCUUUGAGCUGCGCAGUGUAUGGGAUUGUACUGCAGCCGGACGCCUCAUCGUUGCAGCAGCAUGGAGGUGGACAGCAGCAUGCGGGAGCUCAACAACACGCAGGCGGACAGCAGGGGCAACAUCCUUCUCAAGCCCAGCAAAGCUCUCUGCAGGUGGGAACAGAGUCGGGACACAAGUGUGGGACGUGUGGACACGACAUCUCCCACCUGGCUAACCCGCUUGAACACCACUGCAUGGUGAGUCAGGACAGGUCAUUCCAGUGCACUCAGUGUCUAAAGAUCUUCAAUCAGGCCACAGACUUGCUGGAGCACCAGUGUGUCCAGGUGGAGCAGAAGCCGUUUGUGUGCGGAGUAUGUAAGAUGGGCUUCUCCCUUCUUACCUCGUUGGCUCAGCACCACACGUCGCACAACAGCAGCAACCCCAUGAAGUGUUCCAUAUGCGAGAAGACGUAUCGGCCGGGCUCCUCCGGGAACACGACACCCACGUCCUCGAGCAGCUCCCAGCCGUCCAGCAGCGACGGGGCAUCGGCGAGCAGCAGCUCGUCCAUCUUACCUUUCCCCUCGGCUCGGGACCGGCCGUACAAGUGCUCCGUCUGCCAGAAGGGCUUCAAGCACCUCUCGGAACUCACGCGACACGAGAGGGUGCACACGGGGGAGAAACCCUUCAAAUGCGACACGUGCGACAAGGCUUUCAGCCAGUCGUCGCACCUGCAGCACCACCAGCGGACGCACAGCAACGAGAGGCCGUUCAAGUGCGCCGUGUGCGAGAAGAGCUUCAAGCACCGCUCGCACCUCGUCCGCCACAUGUACGUUCACUCGGGCGAGCACUUGUUCAAGUGCAACUUGUGCGAGCUACACUUCAAAGAGUCGUCGGAACUGCUCCACCACCCCUGUCACCCGCAGGGCUCCCGACCGUUCCGCUGCGCCACGUGCGGGAAGGGGUUUAAACGGCCGUCGGACCUACGGCAGCACGAGCGCACGCACUCCGAGGAGCGGCCCUUUCACUGCGACGAGUGCCAGAUGAGCUUCAAGCAGCAUUACGCGCUCGUGCGCCACAGACGGACGCACAAGGACCCCUCUGACCGGCCUUUCAGAUGCAGUUUGUGCGACAAAGGCUUCAUGCAGCCCUCGCACCUUCUCUAUCACCAGCACGUCCACGGCAUGGACAACCUGUUCAAGUGCGCCUCCUGCCAGAAGGAGUUCAGCCAGUCAGGAGAGCUCCUCAGACACAAGUGCGGGGAGUCGUCCAACUCCUCGCCGGACAAGCCGUACAAAUGUGACGUCUGCGGGAAGGGAUACAAAAAGAGCUCCACCUUGCAGCGCCACCAGAACUCCCACUGCCAGGAGAAGCCGCUGAAGUGCUCGCUCUGCGACCGGCGCUUCCUGUCCUCCUCGGAGUUCGUCCAGCACCGCUGCGACCCAUCCAGGGAGAAGCCCCUCAAGUGCUCUGACUGCGAGAAGCGCUUCAAGUACUCGUCGGACCUGAACCGCCACCGGCGUGUGCACACGGGAGAGAAGCCCUUCAAAUGCGACCACUGCAGCAAGGGUUUUAAACAGCGCGAGCAUUUGACCAAACACCAGAGCACGCACUCCCGGGAGGGCCAGUUCAAGUGCGUCUGGUGCGGAGAACGCUUCAGUGACUUGGGCUCUCUGCAGGACCACACUGUGCAGCACACGUCCGAUGGAGACGGUUACAAUGUGCCACAGUGCAUGUGAGCCAUGACUUUUUUUUUUUCUUUUUUUUUUCCCUGAAUGGACAGAACCAUCAGCGCUCCACCCACAGGCUGUUUAUGAACCCAAACAUCACUCUCGUUCAGGGCAAUCCUGGGCUGCAAACCGUUUUCAGAUUUCUUUGAUCACAGUAAAUAGGAAACUCUGGGUCUGGUUGAACAGUCAAGAAAAAAAAAAACUCUCCAAUUUUCUUUUUUUUUUUCAGUUAUACUGUGAGACAAAAGCUAUAUUCAGAUUUGUUUAGUUUUGUAGCAAAACUAAACUUUGAUGUUUUAAAGAACAUUGGACAAAAAUUACAUUUAAACUAGAGAUGGAUCGAUUAGUCAAACAGUGAUUAGGAACAGCCAAUGGUCUUAUCAUUCAAUGCUACUGAUCUAGAGCUGGACAAUAUAUAAAAUCCCACUCUUAAUUACAAAAUCAAUCUGGGUAAUAUCACAAUCACAAAGGACCAUUUGUAUGCAAUAUUUGAUGCAUAAACUGGCAUAGUCUUGGAACCUCUUCCUUUUCUGUGUAAUUCAAAACUAUCAAACAGCUGUUAGCACAUUUUAUUUCCUGUUUCAUAUGAUAUAAUGGUUUGAGAGGAAAACUGGAGUCAAUAGUUAAAGCCCAAAUAUCGGUGUCAGUCCAGAAAAGCUUGAUUGGUGCAUCUUUAAUUAAUAUGAAUCUUUUGUAUCCCAUCGAAUCAUAGAUUACUUAUUACAUAUAAAUCAUGUCAGUGAGCUAAAAUACAAAGCUAAGUUAAACUUAAUUUCAAAAACGUGUAAUUGAACAAGUUGAAGAUGAUUUAAAACCUUCAAGUCACGUCUUGGACGAUUUAAAAUCCCUCGUAUUUAUUUAGAUGCGCUGCAGAAAAAACGUGUAAUGUCUCCUUUAUUUUCAUAAAGGAUGGCCUGGCAUUUUCCAUCAGAAAAUAUUUCCAGUUUAAUUCAUUCUUUUAGGAAUCUUCUUGAGUUAAAAGAAGACUGUUCAACUGGACUCUUCUCUUUUCUUCUAUAUCUUGGUGUUUUAUUUGGCCAACCCAUGCUCAGUGAUAGCACUGUGGAGGUUAAAACGGAGAUGUAUUCGACCGCUAGCGCCGCUGUCAGCCCUCUUCUGGUACACGACUACUCUGAAAUGUUUGACUUUACACAUUAACCCCAAACUAUGUUCAAUAGACAUUCAAUUUUAAACUGUUUUCCCAUUCUGCUCGUGUGAACCUGACGGGACCUCAAAGCGUUGGCGCUUCAAAACAACAUUGAGCAUCCACAGCAAAAUGUUAUCACUACAAGUCAUUCAAACAUACUUGCUGUUUGCUACUAAAAUAUGCGUUUUAGUAAUACGAGUGGAUCCAUUCGAUCCUCCUAAAUCACUUACUGUUUUUCGAUUUAAUUUGUCCAUUAUGCCUUUUUUCUUUCCCUCUUUUUUGUCCCGCUUCUCUCUCCACAGUAAAAAAGGAGAAUUUCCCACAGUUAUGAUGAAAAGAGAGUACACCCUCCUUCAAUUCUAGAGUUUAAGCUGUUGUCAUUAAUUAAACAAAGAUAAAGCAGAAAAACCAAGUGCACAUCACGGUUCAAUCACCCGUAACAGUAAUGAUGUCAAAGCUUUUUUUGUGUCACUGUAUCAAUCCCACAGAAUGUUGUUGUACUUAAAGCUGACAUACUAUCCUUGGAUUUCUGCAAACACAGUGCCGUGAAUGAUAGCUCAACCUCUCUACGCUGGUCUUGUCUGUGCAAAUUACUAUACAUUUUUCCCAGCUCAUUCAGAUGCAAUGUUGUAAAUCUUGUUGUUCCACAAUUAUUUUUUACAGAGAGAAGAACUAUUCUUCUUCAACCCUUUCAAAAAAAAUCACACUUCAGUCUUUUCUAACUAUCCUGUCAGGAACUUUAAUUUGCUAAAUGAGCCCUGUAGAGUCUGAGAUGCAGCUCUUAGAUUUUUGUGCACUUUUUUUUUUUUUUGAGCACUGCACAACCAGACGCUGAGGUAAAUCCUGUUUGGACACUAACUUAUGGAAACUGCUGUUUCUUUCUUUUACGUUGUCUGCUUCACUGAAGAACAAUGGACUACAAAUUAUGCUGUAAUAAGAAGUUUAUGGGCAGCUUCCAUUUUGCCAUUGUGUUAACUUAUUUUUUCACUUUUCCAUUUUCACUUCAUCUUUUAUAAGUAACGACUGUGUGGAAUCUAUGUGAAAUUAGAGGGUGUACUUUCUUUUUAUUCUGACUGGAGCUUCACAUCUAACUCUGUGUAUCUUUAUAGUACCAUUGUGAACCUAUUGUCACAUUCAGGUAGCAGAGGACAUGUGCUCCCCAUGUUUAUUUCAGCUGCUGCUAGUAUUACUGUACCAGAAUAUGAUGCUGUGCCAUGUAGGGUUCAGACUUUCUACAGAACUGAAUUUAACCACCAGUUAAAGUCCAAAUGAUUCAAUCUAAUGAAACCUGCCAGUUUAGACAUAUAUAGAAUUACUAAUAUAUUUCGAUUCAUUGUUCUCCUCAUACUCCUGCAGAGGUCAGUGUUGUGGGAUAAUAUGAACUGAAUCCUCUCUCUCAGCUUGUACAUAUGAGCCAAAAUGAUUGGAAAUAUCAGAAGUUGUUUUUCUGAAGAUUUUUCCAAAAUUUUUUUUACUAUGUGAAACGUUUCGACAAAUGCUCCCUCUCUCUUUUUUUUUUUUUUUUUUUUUGUGGUGUUUUUCUGAUCUGUGUAGUUUUUUUGGUGCCAGUAUGUUACCGGGACUCUCAAAGAGAAACCUUUGUGAGAGACUGAUUGUGUGAAUGUAAAAACUGUGUUUUAAACAGGGGAUUUCAGAGUGAUAAGAACUGAUUUGACCGUCUCUCCGCCUUUGAUUUUUUUUUUUGAAGUUUGUCCAGGCUGAGCUGCUCCUGUAGGAUGGUUCUGCCCCUCUGUGCUAAAAGACUUAGGAGUUUGUUCUGUCGUUUCCUGUUGAGUUGUGUCUGCCGAGGCGGGUUUGUUUCUGAAUCAUCAUCUAAAAUUGCCACGAGAUUGUUGUGUCUCUCAAGAAGCCACUUUGUUUACGUGUUGACUGUGACUGCCUUCGUUUUUUUCUUUAUGUGUCCACCCUUCAUCUCCUAUAAAGUUUGAGUGCAGUAUUAAAUAUAUGUUUUGAAGACUUUUCUACAAAAUGAGGAAUUGAGUCCAUUUCAAUUCAGCCUUAAAAUGUUUUGCUUUAUGCCUCGUCUCUUAAUCAUUCAAUGUAAGAAAGCUAACCAUGAGUCCUUCUUUUAUUACUUUAUCGUUUUUGCAGACUUUGAGGACGAGUUUGACUGUGUUUUUAUGGUUUGUGCUUGUUUAUUUUGAUAUCUAGAUCUUUUUAUUACAUUGCUAUAGUAUGUGUUUUGUGGGAGUGGGAGACCAGGGCCCCUUGGGGUUGGUUUAAAAUUUAAAAGUGUGCAUUUAAAAGCUUUUUAUAUCCAGAAACACAAUUCAUCUGUUCAAAGCCAAAGAACUCCAGUUGCUAUUGUCUAUAUUCUUUGUUUUGGAGUAUUAGAAUAUUCUUGCAAAUUCUCAGAAAAACAAGUCUGUCCUUCAUAUGUUCUUGGUAGAAAAGGAAAUCUACUCCAUAGCUAUCAAAGGGAGUGAGAAUCUUCUUUAUAGGCACAAUUCUAACCUCAGUUAUUACUGGUUUUACUGGAAAAGAAAAAAAUACCAUCACCAGUUAACCCAGUCAUGCCCACUUUAGUACCACUAAACCCCGGCCCCGUUAAACCCUGAUGUUUUCCUCCUGUCUGCAUGCUUGCUGUUAGUAUUUGUGUUUGCUUUUUUUUUGUUCUUCUCCUCUUCCCAGCCCUUUUCCUUCCUGUUUUAUAGCGUUUUUUUUUUUUUUUGUUGUUUUUUUUUUAUUGUUCUGUGGUUUAUGUGAACGACGUUGAAGAGAAAACUUGGAAAAGAAAAAAAACUUUGUGGCAUAGUACAGUUCAUUCUGAGAUCAUCUGUAUGUUUGUAGCAUCCAUUUACACAGAGCACUAACAAAUAAAACUUUUUUUUCAUUUAUAA
Molecule: messenger RNA, 6632 nt
Organism: Poecilia latipinna (sailfin molly)
Lineage: Eukaryota; Metazoa; Chordata; Actinopteri; Cyprinodontiformes; Poeciliidae
Gene: znf319b
Product: zinc finger protein 319b
Exons: 4
Coding region: 792-2633 (613 amino acids)
Biological process (GO): regulation of transcription by RNA polymerase II
Cellular component (GO): nucleus
Molecular function (GO): RNA polymerase II cis-regulatory region sequence-specific DNA binding; DNA-binding transcription activator activity, RNA polymerase II-specific
Source: RefSeq, a predicted model, not a curated record